Alternaria alternata is the source of this 920-nucleotide messenger RNA. RefSeq names its product carbon-nitrogen hydrolase. The transcript is spliced from 3 exons. NCBI's taxonomy places the organism in Eukaryota, Fungi, Ascomycota, Dothideomycetes, Pleosporales, Pleosporaceae. The record is from RefSeq and is a predicted model, not a curated record. The coding region runs from base 36 to 920 and encodes 294 amino acids. Gene Ontology annotation, molecular function: hydrolase activity, acting on carbon-nitrogen (but not peptide) bonds, in linear amides.
ACGGAGUAGUUUUAACAUAUUUCAUAGUAUAAGGCAUGGCGCCAACGAUUAAAGUGGCUGUUAUCCAACUUCACCCGAAGCCCUUGCAACCAGAAAUUAAUUUCAGCAAGGCUGUCGAGUUUGUUCGCUCGGCAGCAUCGCAAGGUGCUCAACUCGCCGUCUUGCCAGAGUACCAUCUCACGAAUUGGAAACCGAAUGAUCCAGAGUUCCUAGCCGUCGUUGAACAAUGUGGAGGUUACCUAGAGAAGUACUGCAAGUUAGCCAAAGAGUGUAACAUCUCCAUCGUCCCCGGAACGAUAGUAGAGUCCCAUAAAGAGAACUCUGCCGAAGAAGACAGGCUCCUAAAUGUGUGUUAUUUCAUCUCACCCUCUGGCGAGAUAGCAGGAAAAUACAUCAAGAAAAACCUCUGGGGCCCCGAACGCGACCAUCUCACAGGCUCAGGCCACUCUCCCCAUGAAGUCUUCGACACGCCUGUGGGAAAAGUCGGUCUGCUGAUCUGCUGGGAUCUCGCCUUUCCCGAAGCCUUCCGCGAACUCAUCGCCCAAGGCGCUCAGAUCAUCAUCAUCCCUACAUUCUGGACCCUCAACGACUGCAACGCCGCGGGUCUCGCGCGUAAUCCUGCUGCUGAGGCACUCUUCCUCGACUCCAUGUUGACGGCACGCGCGUUUGAGAAUACUUGUGCGGUCGUCUUUGCGAAUGCGGGGGGUCCGCCUGGAAAGGGAUAUGCGGGGCUGAGUCAAGUUACUGUGCCGUUUGUUGGAGCUUUGGGAAAGUUAGGAGGGGCAGGAGAGGGCAUGUGUGUUGUCGAUUUGGAUAUGCAAAUUCUAGAGGAUGCUGAGAGUAACUAUCAGGUUAGGUCGGAUAUUGCGAGGGGGGAUUGGCACUACGUGUAUAGGCAUUCGAAGGAGGGGAAGCUUUGA